This is a messenger RNA of Astrephomene gubernaculifera, 6818 nucleotides long. Lineage: Eukaryota; Viridiplantae; Chlorophyta; Chlorophyceae; Chlamydomonadales; Astrephomenaceae. The record is from the annotation of a GenBank genome assembly.
UACACAAUCGAACGCCGUCACAACAGUUUAUAUUGCUGUGUCCGCAAAUUUCAUGGUAAUCUUUACUCACAAGACACCCUACAUAGCUAGCGAGGGACGUUACGCCAGUUUUAGGCGGCCUUGCUACUGACUGGAUUGCUACUAUCAAUGGGAGGCUGUGGCUCGAGAGUAAGAGUUACACGAGACGGUUGUGCUGAAUUUGGAGCGCCCGCGUAUACGACUUUCACUACUGAGUCCGGCUCCAACCAGAAGACCCCCAGCAUCAGCAGAAUUGCUUGGGACGAACACACUACCUUCCUUACUGAAGUUAAAGCACGAGGCGAGGAAGCCUUUGCAGCUGACGCCGACAGCGUCCGCGAAGAACGGGAUAGUGCCUUGGCUGGAGACUUGUGCCUACCUAGCUCCAGCAGCAAGGGGAGCUCCUCCCGCAUUCAGGCCCGCGACGAAGAUUGCGAUAAGCAACUUGCUAGUGGCUUAGCAACCCCCUGCGACAAGCAUUUUGUUAACAGUAUGGCUUCGAACUACAGUAGCGCGCAGAGAGCUGGAUGCAAUACAGCCAGCCCUCCAGCUUCAAUUGAGACGCCAAAGCAGCGUUCCGAAGUUCCGAGCAGCACUAAUAAGCACAAUUGCCAAGACGCAUAUGCUUCACCAACAGCUGGCGCGGCAGCCGCGCGCGCGCAGAAGCCCGCAUGUGGCGAUGCUGCUGACGUUCGCCACCAACAUCGCCCGGCGACACCAUCGCCACCGCAGCACGAUAACACCGUUUCUGUAACAACUCCACCAUCUCCCAAAAUUGCGGGCAACGGCGCCACGGCUCCUGCGGUAUCCGCCGAAGCCGGAGUGCAAUGGGUCAUCCGGCCAGGGCCACCCAUAGAGAGCGUCUACAAACUUGGAGACGUGCUGGGGAAGGGCAGUUUCGGAGUGGUCCGCUCCGCCCGGCACCUGGUGACGGGGUGCGAGGUGGCGGUGAAGAGCAUCCGCAAGUCGCUGCUGGGCGCCGCUGACGUCAGCUCGCUGCGGCGGGAGGUGGAGAUCCUGCACCACCUGGCGGGCCACCCGCACAUUUCGCAGCUGCUGGGGGUGUUUGAGGAGGCGGGGCAGCUGCACCUGGUGCUCGAGCUGUACAAGGGUGGCGACCUGUUUGACGCCAUCAUCGGAGUUGGGCGGCACAGCGAGCGGGCGGCUGCGGACGUGAUGCGGGUGGUGCUGGCCGCCAUCUCCUACUGCCACGCAAUGGGGGUGGCACACAGGGACAUCAAGCCGGAGAACUUCAUGCUCACUGCCGACACGUCAGCCGCGCAGCAGCAGCAGCAGCACUCCCCGCCGGCAGGUCCCCGGGUGGCGGAGGGCGCACGACUGAAGCUGAUCGACUUUGGGCUGUCGGCGUUUUGCACUGACACCUCCCCCCUCACCGACAUUGUGGGUACCUCGUACUACGUGGCCCCCGAGGUGCUGACGGGGCGGUACGGCAGGGCGGCGGACGUGUGGUCGGCGGGGGUCAUCCUGCACAUCAUGCUGACGGGCUACGCGCCCUUUGACGGCAAGAACGAUGAGGAGAUCCUGCGGGCGGUGCGCAAGAACAAGCUGGACCUGGCCUCCGACCCCGUGUGGAGCUCCAUCAGCCGGGAGGGCACCGAGCUGCUGGCAGCCAUGCUCAACAGGGACCCGGGCAAACGCGCCACCGCCGACCAGCUCCUCUCCCUGCCCUGGCUGGGUCGCUCCGCCUCCUCCUGCACCGCCCCCACCGGCCCCCUGCCCGGGGUGGUGUCGGAGCGGCUGCGGCGGUUCGCGCGCAUGCACAGCUUCAAGAAGGAGGCCCGGCGGGUGGUGGCGGGGAUGAUGCGGUCGGAGGAGGUGGCGGGGCUGGUGGCGCAGUUCCGGGGGCUGGACGCGGACAGGGACGGGAAGCUGAGUUUGACGGAGCUCAAGCACGGCCUGGCGCGUCAGGAGUUCCGCGGUCUUGCGUUCGGCGGUGUGAGUGCGCCGCUGGAGGACGGGGAGCUCAGGCGGCUCAUCAAGAGGACCGACCUCAACGGAGACGGCGCACUGGACGAGUCCGAGUUCCUGGGGGCCGUACUGCCUGCAGCAGCAAUCAACCGCCAAGCACAAAAAACCCUAACCGCCGCCGCCGUCGCCGCCGCCGCCGCCGUCUCCCGCCCCGGCAGCGCCUCCGUCGCCGCCGCCGCCCUAGUCGCCGCCGACUCGGGCGACAGCAACCCCAUCGCCGCCGCCUUCCGCUACUUUGACGCCGACCGCUCUGGUCACAUCAGCAUGGGCGAGCUCCGGCGGGCGCUGGCGGCGCACCACCCCUCGGGGCGGGGACCCGACCUGCGGGCGCUGUUCGGGCGGGUAGACCGGGACGCUGACGGGCGCAUCAGCUACCCCGAGUUCGUGCACAUGAUGCUGCAGGACGUGGAGGACGAGGAGGAGGAGGAGGAGGAGGAGGGUGGGGGUGAGGGAGGAGGAGGUGGUAGGCAGCAGCAGCCGCCCCAGCCGCAGCUGCUGCCGCCGCGGCAGUCCGGGGCAGGGGGCAGCAGCGGGGUGCAGGCGGGGGUGGGGGUGCAGGCGCCGUCAGCGGUGGCGAUUGUGGGUGACGUCGGCAAGAAGCCGCUUCCCCCCCAGGCGCCCAAGCUGCCCCUCCCUACCUCCGCUACUGCUGCUGCCGCUACUGCUGCCGACAACUCCACCAGCAGCAACAAGAGCAGCGGCAGUCGCAUCAUGAGCGUCUACGGCAGCUGCACCCCGGCCCCCGCCCAGGCCCCGCCUGCUCCCCCUGCCUCCGAGUCCCCUGUCGGGGCCCCGGGCCGCGGCAGGAGCCGGGGCCCCGCCACCUCCGCAUGGGCCGCAGGGGCAGCUGCCGGCUUCUCCUCCGACAAGGCUGCUGCUGCCACCCCGGGGGGUGCGGCAGGUGCGGGUGCGGGUGCUGCAGGGCUGCGGCUGCCCCCCCGGUCGCUGCUGUCCCGGGGCGGAGUGGCGGUGCCGGGCGGGCCCGUCAGUCGGGCCUCCACGGGCGCCCUGCAGCCGCCCGGCGGGUGCACCUCCCCGCUGGACUGGUGGUGCGACGAGUGCGGCGAGGGAGGCGGCAGCGGGGGCGAGGAGGAGGAGGAGGAGGCGGAUGGCAGGACGGGGGAGGCGGUGACGGCGGCGGCACGCAGGGCAGCGGCGGCGGGCGGCGUGCGACCGGCGGCUCCUGCGGCGGGGUUGCGAGGUGGGGGUGCGGCGGCCGCUGCGGCGCCUCCCGCGCCCCUGCCCUCUCCUCGGGUGAUCCACUACCACCCGCAGCAGCAGCAGCAGCAGCAGGCCAUGCCGCAUCCCCCGCCCAGCCCUCCGCCGCUCUCCCCAACUCCCCAGCAGCAGCAGCAGGCAGCCGCCAGGAGCAGCGCCAGCGGGGCCCGGCCGCAGCCGCAGACACCAGCGGGGGGCCAGCUGGGCGGCCUGCCGGGUAUUGGCGCCCCCCCCACGUGCCCUGAUCCCCGCUUCGCUCGGCUCUCUGACCGGGGCCCCGGCAGCAAUGCCAGCAGCGCCAGCAACAACCGCGGCAGCAGCGGCGCCGGCAGCGGAGGAAUGGACAAGCCGGACAGCGGCUCAGGAGGCCCCCUCCUGCCGCAGGAGGAGGCCUGCAGCUUUGGAAGCAGCGGCACCGCAGCGGCACCGCUCGGGGGCUCAGCCGCUCCCACCGCCCGAUUCGUCUGCCGGCCGCACCCGCCCUCGCCGCCGCUGCAACACUACCCGCAGCAGCAGCAGCAGCACCAACACUAUGGACUGCCUGCGCCUCCCACCGCGGACGCGCGCAGUCGCCGUCACUCGGUCGGCGGCGCAAUCGCCGUGCCGCCGCCGCCGCCGGCGUCGUACACUCGCGGCGCCGUCGCAGUCGCAGUCGCCGCCGGCAGCAGCCCCGAGGCCGCGGAGGUGGCGCUGCUGGACUCGCCGCAGCACCCCAUGCGGGGCAGCCUGCCGUCGGGCCGCGGCUUCACGCAGCCGGGAAUGUACGAUAACGCUGGCGGCGGCGGCGGUACGGGCAGCGGCGCUGCAGGCGGUGGUGUGGGUACGGCAUCCGUUAGUCUGAGUGGCGCCGCCGUGACUCGUCCCGGUGGCAACAACCCCCAGCAAUCGCCGCAGCCGUCGCCUACCGCUGGCUACCAGCCCUCCUCCUCCUCCUCCUCCCAGCAGCAGCAGCAGCGGGCCAGCCGCCGCCCCCCGCAGCUGCAGCCGCUGCGGCUGCCCCAGACCGCAGCCGGCGAGCAGACCGCCACCCCGCUUUCCUCCGGCUUCAACUGGUCCCUCACGCCCUCCACGCCUCGCACCGCCCGCAACUCCACCACGGGCAUGUCCCCCGCCCCAGCAGCCUCACCCGCCUCCGCCCGCAGCCCCUUGCUCGCCCCUACCCCCGCCGCCGCCGCUGCUACCUCCCCCAGCACCGCCGGCUUCUCCUCCACGCCACGUCAGCCACCGCUGUACGAGCUGGCCGCCUGCUCCACCCCCGACGGAGGCAACCCGCUGCUGCCCUGCGUGGGCCCCAUGAGCGCCUCCCGCGCGCGCCGGCAGAGCACCGGCAGCAGCACCGCCUGGCCCAUGCUGCCGCUGCAGCCGCAGCAGCAGGUGGGGGGGCCACAGCCGCAGCAGGGUCUGCCGCUGCAGCCGCUGACACCCCGCUCGGUCCCCAUCCAUGCGCUGUCUCCGCGGCUGUCGGCGGCGAUGCCUGCUGGGGUGGCUGCUGCCGCGGUGGCGCUGCACGACGGGGGCAGUCCGGUGGGGCAGCCGCACUCGCAGCACAACAGCACCCAGCAGGGGCAGGGCGGCCCCCAGCACCAGCAGCAGGGGCAGGGGCAGCAGACUCCCCCCAGCGGCCAGCGCCGCAGCCGGGGCCGCCGCGUGACGUUGAUGGGCAUGGAGGAGCUGCAGGUGAGCCCGCGUCUGGGGGCGGGGGCGGACGUGGAGGUGGAAGUGAGCCGCUCCUCCGUGCCAGAGGGCAGUGCGGCCGGGGGAGGCCGGGCGGGGGGGAGGUUCGCGGGCCUUGUGGCGCCCGCCUCGCCGCCUCUGAUGGGCUGGAGUGCGGCCUCCCCGCAGCAGCAGCAGGGGCAGCAGAGGUACAUGGCGUAGGGUUGGACUUGGGUCGUUACGCUUUCGUUUGGACGGAGAUUCAGGGGUGUGAGGUUGGCAGUGGGGUGGGUGUUGGGUCCCGAGGUGCCUCGGGGGCCGUCUGGCCGGUACCGGUAAUCGAUGAAAGAGAAUGUUGAACGGAUGGACAGUGCUCUUCUGUAGCCUUGGUGUUUGUGUCCUAAUGUGGGGCGCUAACGAUAUGAAGGCUGCGGCUCAAUGUCAGGUGGCUGGUUAAGAUGAAGAAACGGCUUCUUGCAUGUUUGGUAAGUGAAGAAGUGUGCUGUGAGGGAUGGCGGGAAGGAGGAGGAGCGUGGGGGCAACGAGGAUGUGCUGUACAGCCAUCAGCUCUUGCUGCCACAGCACUGAAGGUUUUAUCCAACGCACAACGCAAUGAACGCAUCAUGUGCGGCCUCCGACACGUUCCUGGGCCCUUUGCGCGCGGCGACUCGUUUGCGCUUGUUUCUGUAAACUUAGUCCAGUUGCUUGUUCGCAAGUGUCCUCCCCAGUAACUUAUCUGGGUGUUGGCGCGAUGGCAGUAUGAAGUACAUGUUUGCCGUAAUUGUCGUUCGUACAUGGCGCUCGAAUAAAGUUGGAUCUGGAUCCAGGCCGUGGCCCUGCUGGGUACGGCAACCGCAAUUCCUACCUGGCGCUGUUCAGCUUUCCUUGGCGCGGUGUGGCUGAUGUGGCCCGAUUACGAGAAUCGUACGUCUCGGUAGGGGGUUGCCUUGAUGCUUAAGAGUGUUUGACUUCAUGAACGCGCGAAAUAAUGCGGAAGAAAUCGUCCGAAGAUGGCAGAAGAUGGAAGUUUGUCGCGCUUUAGUUUACAACAUGCUACAGCCGUAUUGAUAUGUCGGCUUGUACGUCGGCUGGAUGACGAAAGUUGAGCUGGAUGAUUGCCUUUCCAGGUAGCAACCAGUACUUCAUGGCCAACAUGAUCCAAUAAGGGUUGACCCAAGUGCAGGGGCCGCACGCAGGUCGCACAAUUGUGGUGCAGCCGGGUGGGGUGCAUACCGGCCGCUUGGGGGUGCAGGUGGGGGAAGAAGGACAAAAGGCGAAGCAACGCAGUCCUGCAGGUGGGAAGCGCAGGUGGGCGGUGCAGAUGGGCGGCGGUGACCCUACCUGCUGUAAUGGUUGCUUUCAUGCGGGCGCUGCCUUCGGGCGGCAUUAACAAAGGAGAGUGGCCGCGGUUGAUCACAUUUAGACAUGUAUUUGUGUGUGCGUGACAUGAGUUGUCGACAUGGUGCGUGCUGUGCGUGCUGAGACGUGCUCAUGCUGUGUCGGCAGCACGCUGGGCAGUGUCCCGUGCGUUGCGUGCGGAGAAGCAGACACACAAGGCUGUUUUCUUCGUGAUGAGGAGCUUUUUGUCAUAUAUAAUGAUGACGGUGUUAAAUGGACUUGCAAUUUUCCAACAGUUUACCUACAAAUGUGAGUCCUGAAAUGUUGGAUGCAACUGGCCAUGCAACGUUUGUCCCCUUCCUGACAACGUUUUGUGUCUGUGUCUGUAUGAGUUGGUGGUGUAGGUUCCGACAGUCUUCCGGUCGCCCCGGUGAGUCUCUGAGACGGUUCUGACGUUAAGGUCUCGGCCCGGAAUCUGGGCUCUGCUGUGCUUCAAUGUCGGUGUGCUUCAUUGUGGGUGAGAUGCGCGCGUCCAAUAAGUUGCCCUCCUGGGCAUUAAUACAUCCAAUUAAUACGUCCCCUGUAAGGAUCCCUACAGUUAA